CUUCAGAAACCCUUAGCAUUUCCGCCGCGCCUCCUGCGAGAGUUCCCAUCAACUUCCCUAAAAAUGAAGGUUGUCGCCGCUUUCUUGCUCGCUGUUCUUAGCGGAAAAGCUUCCCCAACCAGUGCUGAUAUCAAGGAUAUCCUCAAUUCAGUUGGUGCCGAAACUGAGGAUUCUAUGAUUGAGCUUCUGUUGAAGGACGUCAAAGGGAAAGAUGUGUCUGAGCUGAUUGCUGCCGGAAGUGAGAAGUUGGCUUCAGUAGGCGGCGGUGGUGGUGGUGGUGUUGCCAUGGCUUCUGCUCCAUCUGCUGGUGGUGGUGGAGGUGCUGCUCCUGCUGCUGAGUCCAAGAAAGAAGAGAAGAAAGAGGAGAAAGAAGAAUCCGAUGAUGACAUGGGUUUCAGCUUGUUCGAGUAGAGCGUAUGCUUGGCUGUCAGUUGUUUUUGUUUUCAUUUUGUAACGUUUUGGGAAUCUCUAUGUUGUUGUUUUCUAGUUUGUACUCGGUCAGUAUCUUUGUCGUUCCUGGAAUUCUCGAGAGAUUUUUACACAAACAUGAUCUUAUAUUUGCAAUCUUAUUCCUUUCUUUGAAAAUCU
Molecule: messenger RNA, 588 nt
Organism: Eruca vesicaria subsp. sativa (arugula)
Lineage: Eukaryota; Viridiplantae; Streptophyta; Magnoliopsida; Brassicales; Brassicaceae
Source: the annotation of a GenBank genome assembly